CACUCAGCACUUCAGCAGCAAAAGCAGCGGCGCAGCGCAGCGCCCCCGAGCCCGUCGUAAUGAUUUUCUAAAAUGGCGUCACACACCGACGUCCGACACCGCCGCCGACGCGACAAUUGACAUUUCCGGCAACGUCCGCUCGUAGCGCGUUACACAACACGUACCGCCGACGGUCCGACGUCUCCACUGCCACCGCCGCCGCCGCCGCCGCCGACCGGUUACUGGUUGGGUUAACGCACAGGCUCGUUCGUCUCCGCGACUCCGCCGCCGCCGCCGCUGCCGCCGCCGUGUUGUUGUUAUUAUUGUUGUUGUUAAUUGUUGUUUUAUUUUUUUAUUUUUUUAAAUUCAUUAUUUUCGUCUCGUUUCCCCUCCGAUUUUCACUCGGACGACAAUUAUUAUUUCGUCGGUUGUCGUCCCGUUUGUUUCCCUACCACGACCAGCAGCCAGUACGACGCCGCGCCGACACGACAAUCGCGGUCGUCUCACACUCGCAACUUCCGCGGUCGGACGACGACGUUUACGCGCGCCCGUUGCCGAUCGAUAAACCAGUCUGUCGUGCGUGUGUCUUCGUCGCCGACUCCUGUCGUCCGACUUUUCCGAUGACCGCGGUGUUGUCCUCGCUGGUGUUAUCGCUGUCGUCUUGGUCGUAGACGACAACCACGGACUCCGCUUCCGCUGUCAGCAAAAGGCAGCCCCAUCGCCGUCGACCUACACGCCAUGGAUAAAAAAUGCAGAUAGAAACUAAUUUAUAGUACGUGCGUGUAUAAGAAUAAACAUAAAAGACAAAAAAAUGGCUAGAAUGUUGCAAGAGAAUGUUGUUACCUAUAAAACGCCAGCUUUGGCACAUUUAUUCCAUUCAUUCCCUCAUUUAAAUGUCAGUGGUCACCAUGUUAACUCUGCAUUUGCCCCCUGGAGUGAACUUUAUUUGGAAUCACUUGGUAUUCUGGGUUCUAUUCCCUCCGUGUGGUUGAUAAUUACAAUGUUUUUAUUGUUAAUUUAUCUUAUGACAAGAUGCUGUGAUCGAAAACCUCGACCAAGGCAUAGUAUUGUUGUGCUCAAAUGGACCUUAGCAAUAUUUACUGUUUUAUCAUGUGGUGCUGUUGGCGUUAGCUUAUAUGGUAAUGACGAUUUACAUAAUGGAGUUGUUCAAUUUCUGACAUCAGCUAGAGCUUUGGAUGACUUAGUUAUUAGUGUUAAAAACCAGACAUCAGAUAUUGAAAUAUUGCUUCAAGUGAAUAUUCAUGACAAACUAACAAAUAUAGGUGAUAUCAUUGAUUCACCAGUCGCUAAUUUGACUGCUCGAGGACAAAUUGUUACAGCUCUUGGCACUUUAGUUGGCAACGCAGCUUCAACUUUGACAAAUAUUCGUGGUAUCAGUAAUUCUUUGCGUGGAGUUAAUCUAACUCCUUUUAUUGAUGAUGUGUAUUUAAUGGAAACAAUAAGAUGGCCAUUGACAAUGGGUGUUCUUAGUAUUCUAUUGGUAUUCUGUGUCAUUCUUUUGUUUGGAGUAGCCAGACAUUCUCGUUGUGCUUUAAUCAUGUUUUCUGUUUUUGGGCUGUUUGCUGUCAUCAUAUCCUGGCUUACUGCAUCUAUCUAUUUAACUGCUGCAGUUGCAUUGGGUGACUUUUGUAUGAAUCCAAAUGAAUGGUUGGAACGUGAUUGGACUCCAUCGUCUCUACGUCCAGACACAUUAUCAUUCUAUACAACAUGUGAAGGUAGUAAUAACCCAACUGGUAGCACUCGGACCAACCCAUUUAGUAUGGCAAUACGUCAAGCAUCAACUUCAGUAGAUGCAACUAACUACCAGCUUGAUAUUGUAACUCGUCUUGCUACAACUUUAUAUUCCUCAUCGACUACUAGAGAAGAUAUGCCAUUGUUAUUACAAAAAAUGAGAAUGGAUGUUGAAAACGCUGCUAGAAUGGUCUCUGCUUUACCUGCUUCACUUGAAUGUCGACAAAUACACGUACAAUACAAUCGAGCUUUACAUGCCUCUUGUGAUCUUGCCUUGUUUGGAUUGGCAUUAAUGUUACUAGCCAGUGUAGUAUCUGGGAUAUUCUUUACAAUUUUGGUGUGGCUAGAUUCUCAUACAUGGAUAUACAUAAGGAAGAAACAAGAUUAUGCAAAAGCAGAAGAAAGAGAUCCUUUCCUGGGACGACCAGGAUCCACAGCAAGCAGUUCACAAUCUCAUGGACAUCAGAUGUCUACACUUACACGAAACCAAGGACCACGAGACGAAUACGGAAUGGGUAGUGGUAUAGCAACGUUAAAUGGCCGUAAUGGUGGUUACAUGCACGAGAGCGGUCCAUCAAAAGUUGGGCCACAAUAUGCUACUUUAAACCGUAAAUUCCGCACACUCGAACAUCCAGGUGCGCGUGGUGCACCUCAUCCUCCACCAUCAUUCCGCGGCGUACCAACCUAUUCCAAUACUCUAGGGUACAACCGCAAACCUAAUCAGUCUAAUGAUCGUCAAUACUCUACAUUAAGCCGUAAAUGCAAAACAUUAGAAUCUUCGGAUUUCUACUGAAAUGAACCGACCUCUGCCGAUCAAACACAAAUAUCGACCAUAAGUGGCAGUUCACUGUCAACAUUUGCAAGACCUGCACCUGUACCUGACACUUCCUAUCAGAUUACAGAGUUGUAAUGUUCUAGCAAGUAUUUAUUUUGUAUGGCCUUUUAAUGUUAUCAUACUAUCAUUUUGAAUUUGAGCACAGAUUAUUGAAAAUUAACAAACAUUUGUGGAGGAUAGAUAUUAAGCAAUUUGUAUCAUCAGUUUAUUAUUUAUGGUUUUAUAGUUUUUUAAGGUCUUGUAUGUUAUAUUUUAUUUUCUUUAACUUUUAAACAUUUGUUGAGUUGUUUUUAAUAUUAUGAUCUUGUGUUAAUUUAAAAACUUCACAAAUUAUUCUUUUUUAUUAGCUUUACGUUUGUUUCACGUAUUCUCCAUUUAAAUAUCCUUGGGUAUAGUAAUGUUUAUAUAAUUUAUGACAGUACCUUAACCCACUUUUUGUUUCUUUUUUAUAGAAGUGAAAUACUUAAUAUGUACAGUUUUCUUUGAAUGAUAAUUAUAACAUUGACAUUUUUAAGUGCUUAAUAGUCUAUCCUAAAUCAUAGUCUAGUCAAUGAUAACUGGCUCGUUUUCAAUUAUGUAUUUGGCCCACAAAAAUUAAAGAAAUGUCGUUAUCGUGCUUGGCAGGGGUCGUCCCAAAAUCCCUAAUAAGAUAUUUUUUUUUACUAGUUCCUCAGUUUAAGAGAUUAAGUAACCAUUAUAAUUCUUCCUUUUUUCAUAUUAUGUAAAACAAUAUUGUUAUAGAUAAUAAUAAUAUGUUUUUGUAAAUAAAUAAUUAGUAA
Messenger RNA from Myzus persicae (green peach aphid), 3345 nucleotides. Its product is annotated as protein tweety. Gene Ontology annotation, molecular function: intracellularly calcium-gated chloride channel activity; volume-sensitive chloride channel activity. Gene Ontology annotation, cellular component: plasma membrane. Lineage: Eukaryota; Metazoa; Arthropoda; Insecta; Hemiptera; Aphididae. Bases 791 to 2524 code for a protein of 577 amino acids. The record is from RefSeq and is a predicted model, not a curated record. The transcript is spliced from 11 exons.